GGCCAGGAUGCAACCUCGAGCAACGUGCCAACUUGGAUCAGGACCAGCACGGAGUGGCAUGCGAGCUUGAAACGUGGUGGCGAAACGUGGCGGCAUGCCUCCUGACGGGGCGGCAACGGCCCCUAGACACCGAAACCCCCCCAAAUCUUAACCGCGACCACGUCUCGUCAAACGCCAGAUCGUUACACGAUGGAGCUAUCUUUGCACUUUGCAGAUUUGGUCAAGGAUGCGCUGAUGGGAUCUGGCUGUGGAGGGCAUGGUACUCUGCAAAAUUGCAGGAUGCAUUAUGUCUGUAGAAUAAUAUAUGAUGGGGAGGAGGAAGCCUCCUGUACGCUGUGUUGGUUAUUGCUUUUCUCUUCCUCGAGCUGGGUUCUCUCGACGCCGUUCGUUUUCCACACGCCUGUUGAGCGGGCUUCCAUUCGUUUUCGUUGCCUGGUGCAGACCUUUCGUUGAAUUCAGUCGUAUACUACCUCCUUGCAUAGCAUCAUGGUAUCCCUUCUUUAUGCUUUGUUCUUGGGCAGCGCCUCUUUCUGUGCUGCCCACCCCGUCGCUGAGAAGCGCACCGUGACGGCGCUGGACCAGGCUUCCUUUGAGGAAGCUCAGCAGCGAGAUGAUACGGCCACAAGAGCCUUUUCAUCGAUCCCGAUCAAGACCUCGGAUGGCCAGUGCCUCUUUGUCGACGAAUUGUCUGGAGAUUUCCGUGCCAACUUGACACCGAUCCAGGUCGCUGCCUGUAAUGGCAGCACUGGUCAACAGUGGGACAUCAUCACCGCUGGAAAGCAUGAUGAUCAGCCGGGGACCAUGUUGAUUGUCAGCACAUUGACGCAAGCCUGCUUCAAUUUCGAUCCUCGUCGUGCUGCUGGCAACCAGGUGCUCCUGUUUUCCUGCGGUGGUCGUGCCGAUGGCAGUGGCGCUGUGACGAACUCUCAGCUUUUCCCCUUCAGUGGUGGUGCCGGCCCUCUUGCCUUGAGCCCUGAGAACGCACCUGGCGACUGUUUGACCGUCAAUGGAGCCCUCGUCGACAUAGCGGCCUGCAACACGGCUGAUCCUAAUCAAUCCUUCACUUUCGGCGAUGCUGGCGCUGCUGUUAGCAGUAGUGUUGAUGCUGCAUCGCCUACCGUUGUAACUGAUUGUGCCCCAGUUUCGACUGUAACUGUGUCAGCAACAUCUGUGUCAACAGCAACUGUGACGGUCAUCUCAACCGCAGCAGCAGCAGUUUCGACUACAGUUUCGACUGUGACUGUGUUAACAACAACUGCGACGUCCAUCUCAGCCUCAGUGGCAUCAAUCUCAACUACAUCACCACCUGUCGUUGUAACAAGCACGACAUCAACCGCCUCUGCGUCCAUCAUCUCCGUUUCUCGCGCCGGUAGUGUCCUCAACCCCUCCGCGGUGGCAGAAGCAAACCCUCGCGACGACACCGCGACGAGAGCCUUUUCAUCUGUCGCGCUCAAAUCUGCGUCGGGCCUUUGCCUCUUCAUCGACCCCACGGCCGGCGACUUCCGCGAGAACCUGAUCCCGAUCGUCCUUCAGCCGUGCGACGGUAGCCCCAACCAGAGCUUCGACAUCAUCACCGCGGGCGUCCACAACGACCAACCGAACUCCGCACUGAUAGUCAGCACCCUGACGCAGGGGUGCUUGAAUUUCGAUCCCAGGAGGGCCGCUGGGGACACCGUGAUUAUGUUCAGCUGUGGCGGACGGGCGGACGGUAGCGGCCAAGUCACCAACAGUCAGCUGUUUACCUUCACAACGGGGGAGACCAGCCUGAGACUCCAGCCGGAGAAUGGUGAUGGGGCGGUGUGCCUCGUGGCAGAUGCAGCGGGCAGGCUGGAUCAGGCGCCUUGCAGCGACGAUCCGAGCCAGGUCUUCACCAUCGGCUGAAUGGAGGAUCGAAUACCUGGUAACACUAUCCCCCCAUGUGUUCUGCAGAUAGAGAAGAAGAAAUUGUUGUAAACUAGUAAUGUCCCCCAAACACCUAGACUCGGGCAUUUUGCUGCUUGAGAGACGGUGCCUGCCAAGCGCCAAUCAACG
This is a messenger RNA of Cladophialophora immunda, 2031 nucleotides long. RefSeq lists its product as uncharacterized. The coding region runs from base 487 to 1881 and encodes 464 amino acids. NCBI's taxonomy places the organism in Eukaryota, Fungi, Ascomycota, Eurotiomycetes, Chaetothyriales, Herpotrichiellaceae. The transcript is spliced from 4 exons. The record is from RefSeq and is a predicted model, not a curated record.